Molecule: messenger RNA, 1050 nt
Organism: Entrophospora sp. SA101
Lineage: Eukaryota; Fungi; Glomeromycota; Glomeromycetes; Entrophosporales; Entrophosporaceae
Source: the annotation of a GenBank genome assembly
AUGCCAUCAAAAGACAUUUUGAUACAAAAAGGGAAAACCCUUUUGAAUUUAGAUUUUGCAAAGCAUACAAGACCAAAGGUAGUACUUGCAAGUAAUGUUAGUUUAGAAACAGGAUUCUCCUGUGAAUUUUUAUUUGAAAUAUCAAAAUCACAUAUAAAUACUCUCAUUUUAACUGAUCAUGGACCACCAAAUUCUUUGGCAAGAACAUUAUAUUAUGAAUGGGAUUGUAAUAGUCAACUAAGUCAAAUUAAUAAAAAGGUUCCUUUAGAAGGGGUGGAACUUUUAGAAUAUAAAGCAAUGCAAUGCAAGAAGCAGGAAAGAGAGGCAGCACAACCAGCACUCGUUGCUAAAUCUUUGUCAAUAAUUGAAGAAGAUGAGGCAGAUGAUGAAAAGUCAGAAGCAGGAGAUGCAGACAUGGAAGAAUUAUUGGCAAAACAAUUUGACCUUUAUGUUCGUGAUGUAACAAAGUAUGGUGGUUUUUUCAAACAAUUGCAAAGUUAUUUGAUGUAUCCAUAUAUUGAAAAAAGGAAAAGAUAUGAUGAUGACUAUGGUGAAAUUAUCCCGCCUGAUAUGUUUAAAAGAAUUGAUGGAUCAAUUGGUAAUGAUGGAAUCGGUGUUGAACCAAUUGGUGAUAGAGAGGAUAUGGGUGGUGGUGAUAGAGAGGAGCUUGAUAAAGAUAGUAAUCAUUCUUCUUUGGAUUCUAAUGUUCCAACAAAAUAUGUAUCAUAUAAUGAAGAUGUUACAUUCAAAUGUCAAAUACAAUUUAUAUACUUGGAAGGAACUAAUGACAGAAGAUCAUUGAAAACCAUAGUACUGCAAGUACAACCUAGAAAAUUAGUAAUAAAAUAUUGUGCAAUACCAAUAGAAGAAAACACUAGUAAUAAUAAUCCUAUAUUUGUAGGUGAAGUGAAGUUAUCAGAAUUAAAAUGUUUAUUACAAUCUGAAGGUAUCACAGCCGAAUUUAAAGGUGAAGGUGUGUUAGUUUGUAAUGAAAAAGUUACCAUUAAAAAGAUUAGAACUAUAAUAUAUGCCCAACAUGCUUUAUUAUAA